Messenger RNA from Monopterus albus (swamp eel), 1732 nucleotides. RefSeq names its product BSCL2 lipid droplet biogenesis associated, seipin. The transcript has 10 exons. Lineage: Eukaryota; Metazoa; Chordata; Actinopteri; Synbranchiformes; Synbranchidae. Gene Ontology annotation, cellular component: endoplasmic reticulum membrane. Gene Ontology annotation, biological process: lipid droplet organization; lipid storage. The record is from RefSeq and is a predicted model, not a curated record. Bases 96 to 1097 code for a protein of 333 amino acids.
AUUUCAUCAAGACAGUAUCAAGCAUGAAGAGACUUCAAGAAAAGGAGAAGUGAUUUCGUAACAGUACGUAGUUGGCCAACAAAAACAAAGAUUUCAUGGAUCAAAGGAGUCAUUUACAUUCAGGAGAUGACGGAGAGCAGUCAGUUCGUGUUGAUGAGAUGCUGCUAAGACUCCAGGGUGCUGUUGCCAUGGCGAUGUCACGCACCCGUCAGAGAGUUAUUCAGGGCUUUGUUGUGUUUUUAUUUGUCUUCCUGCUCUUCUGGCUUGCUGCCUUUUUAUAUGGGAGCUUCUACUACUCUUACAUGCCCAGGGCAGCUUUUUCCACACCAGUGCACUAUCACUACAGGACAGACUGUGAAUCCCCUGCUUCUUUCUUGUGCUCUUAUCCACUGGCCAACAUCUCCUUGAUGAGAAAUAAGAAGCAUGUGCUGACAUUCAGCCAGGCCUAUCGGAUCUCUCUGCAGCUGGAGAUGCCCGAGUCUCCAGCCAAUCAAGAGCUGGGGAUGUUCCUGAUCAAAGCAACCUGCUUUUCUCAGGAUGGAAGCCAGGUUGCCACCUCUGCUCGCUCCGCAAGACAGCUGCUAUCUGCCGCCAGCUCUCGCUUUAGCAUGCUGCGAUACCGCUCAAACCUGCUGAGGAGCCUGGGAACGCUGCUGUUCCUCCCGGCCUUUCUCACUGGAGCAGCUGAGCAGAAACAGGUGGUGGAGGUGGAGCUCUUCUCAGACUACACAGACGACCCUUAUGCCCCAGCGGAGACAGCCAUCAUCGAGAUCCUGUCCAACAAAGUGGAGAUCUAUUCAUCUCAUCUGUACAUUCAUGCUCAUUUCACUGGCAUAAGAUACUUGUUGUUCUACUUCCCUGUCAUAUCAGCAUUAGUUGGUGUUUCCAGUAACUUCAUCUUCCUCAGUGUCCUCUCUGUCCUGAGCUACAUAAGGCUGCUGUUGGGAGUAGGGUGGAGACCAGAGCAGCUCAGAAUAGAUAGACCACUGUCAGAGAGGGAAGGGAACACAAACAACCAGCAAGAGGACAAAGAAGAUGAUUCUGCAGGUACUGCAGAGCUGCAGGGUCCCCUCCAGACAACCCCCCACAAAUCUUAGCCAGGAGAAACCCCUUUUACACUUUGGUGACAGUGCAGAGCUGGAGAACAGACAGAUGCAGGUCAUGUUGAAAUAACUGAAUAAAAGGUAGCCUGAGGCCAUACUGUAAAUAAAGAGCAACAGAAAGUGUAGAGAUUGAUCUUGAUAGUGAGAUGUAAGGAUCAAGAUUUAUAAUGGAUGAAAAAGACUCAUAAAGCACCUUUACAACACUAACAAAUAUGUGUGUUAUGACUGAAGCUGACCUGUUUGAGCUGUAGAUCAGGAAAGCUGUCAUUUAUACUUUUACAUGAUGUAAUCUGUGUUCUGCUGGUAUUUUAAUGGUAACACCCUGUGAUCUACAAGACUGAUAUUAUUACUUGAUAUACAAAUCUCACAAGAUCAGUGCCUGUAACCCUCAUCUGGUGGUCACUAUGGAGAAAUUUUGUGUAGUAAAUAAAUACAAAAUGAAAUUUGUAUAAAAAAUAAAUGGGCAAAUUAAUACAAACUAUGUCAUGUAACUCUGAAAUCAUGAAAUAAUACUAUACAUUUUAAAGCUCAGCAAAUCUGCUUCUUCAUCCAUUAUCGAUACCGCUUAUCUUAUCUGAAGCCAAUCCCAGCUGACACUGGGUGAGAGGCGGGGUACACCAUGGAUAGGU